Molecule: messenger RNA, 902 nt
Organism: Panthera uncia (snow leopard)
Lineage: Eukaryota; Metazoa; Chordata; Mammalia; Carnivora; Felidae
Product: calsyntenin-2-like
Exons: 5
Coding region: 1-690 (229 amino acids)
Biological process (GO): positive regulation of synapse assembly; positive regulation of synaptic transmission
Cellular component (GO): postsynaptic membrane; cell surface
Molecular function (GO): calcium ion binding; X11-like protein binding; kinesin binding
Source: RefSeq, a predicted model, not a curated record
AUGGAAAGUUGCAACUGCCAGUGCAGGUGGAUGUGGCUUAUAACGCAUAGUGGGCUGCGGCACCGAGAGGUGCUGGAGAACUGGCCGUACCUGAUUGCCUUUAAUGUUUUCCUCAUUUAUUCAGACUGGACCAAGAGGAUUGAGUAUCAGCCUGGCUCGGGGAGCGUGCCGCUUUUCCCCAGCAUCCACCUGGAGACGUGCGACGGGGCCGUGUCCUCCAUCCAGAUCACCACGGAGCUACAGACCAAUUACAUCGGCAAGGGCUGCGACCGGGAGACCUACUCUGAGAGAUCCCUUCAGAAGUUGUGUGGAGCCUCCUCUGGCAUCAUCGACCUCUUGCCAUCCCCCAGUGCGGCCACCAACUGGACAGCAGGACUGCUGGUGGACAGCAGUGAGAUGAUCUUCAAGUUCGAUGGCAGGCAAGGGGCCAAGAUCCCUGAUGGGAUUGUGCCCAAGAACCUGACAGACCAGUUCACCAUCACCAUGUGGAUGAAACAUGGCCCCAGCCCCGGUGUGAGAGCCGAGAAGGAAACCAUUCUCUGCAACUCGGAUAAGACUGAAAUGAACCGGCAUCACUACGCCCUGUAUGUGCACAACUGCCGCCUGGUCUUCCUCUUGCGCAAGGACUUUGACCAGGCCGACACCUUCCGCCCCGCAGAGUUCCACUGGAAGCUGGACCAGCACAGGUAAAGUGUGUGAUCUAUAGAGGGAAGUGAGCAAACAGCGCCUGCUAUUAUCUCUGGGAAGAAAGGCCUGUCUGCAGAGUUUCGGAGGCAGAACUGGAACCAAACAGAGGAAGUUACCAAGAGACAAGAAUGAAGUGAACAAAAGGGAGGAAGAGAGGUUAGUGAAGUGCAGAUUAGUGUUGUCAAAUGUUAGUGAGUGGAUUGUAUCCAUAACCA